AUGCUUGAUCGCCUCACUUCCGCCACUGUUUUCACCAAACUUGAUAUUCGAAACGCCUAUCAUCGUAUUCGUAUUGCUGAGGGUGAUGAAUGGAAGACUGCAUUUCGAACACGCUAUGGCCAUUUCCAGUACAACGUUAUGCCUUUCGGUCUGACCAAUGCACCCGGUUCUUUUCAAGCUCUCAUCAACGAUGUAUUGCGUGAAUACCUCGAUCAUUUCGUCCUUGUUUAUUUGGAUGACAUCUUGAUUUUCAGCGAUGAUCAACAACAACACGACCAACACGUCAAGCUGGUAUUACAAAAGCUACGCGAUGCAGGCCUAUUCGUCAAGGCCGAAAAAUGUCAAUUCGACGUACCUGAUGUGGAGUUUCUUGGCUUUAUUGUGGGUCGCUCGGGUCUCGCUAUGGAUCCCAAAAAAGUCACCGCUGUCACCGAUUGGCCUAUUCCACGCAAUGUCCAUGACAUUCACAGCUUCCUUGGUUUCACAAACUUCUAUCGACGUUUUAUCCGCAAUUACUCCAUCAUCAGCAAUCCACUCUACAAGCUUCUUCAAAAGGAUGUACCGUUUUCUUGGGGACAAGCUGAAGACGACUCCUUUCACACACUCAAACGCUGCUUCACAUCUGCACCCAUUUUACAGCACUUCGAUCCUUCCAAGCCAUUGUAUCUUGAAACCGAUGCAUCUGAUGCGGCAUAUGCAGCCGUUCUCAAUCAACCCGAUUCUUCUGGUCAUCUUCUCCCUAUUGCCUUUUUCAGCAAGAAAUUCGACACACAUCAAGUUAACUACGACGUGUUUGACAAGGAGCUUUUUGCUAUCGUUGAAGGUUUUCGUGUUUGGCGUCACUAUUUGCAAGGAGCACAACAUCCCGUUACCGUGUAUACCGAUCACAAAAAUUUGGAAAGCUUUAUGACAUCCAAAAAUCGUGUUCUCAACCGACGUCAUGCAAGAUGGUCUACCAAGCUCAGUGAAUUCGACAACUUCAAGAUCACAUAUCGUCCUGGAUCCAAGAACCCCAAGGCUGAUGCCCUUUCUCGGCGACCCGAUUUGAUGUUUCAACCUGGUGAUGCACACAACAAGCAACCCAUCCAUGCCAUCCUUCGAGAUGAUCAAGUCUCCCUCAAUUCGAUGUCCACUUGCCCUGAUAAUGCUGAAUUAUUACAACGCAUCCAACAACUCAUUCCUGGUGAUACCAAACUCUCACGCUUGAUCGAUCUUGUGCAACACCAAUCCACAUCUCCUCAACACAUCCGCAAAGAUCUGCAACGUUAUCAUUUCGACACCAACUUGGGCCUCCUCUUUGUCGACAAUCAUCGUAUCUACAUUCCCGACAACACGCAAUUGAAGCUUGACCUCAUUCAACAACACCAUGACACAGCUACUACGGGUCAUCUGGGUCAGGUCAAAACAUACGAAUUGCUCACUCGUUCUUAUUAUUGGCCAAGCAUGCGUCGCUUUGUAAACCGCUAUGUCUUCAAUUGUGCCACCUGCAAACGUGCCAAGCCAUCUCAUCAAUCUCCACAAGGCCACCUUAAGCCGUUGCAAGUACCACCACGACCUUGGGCUUCCAUCAGUAUGGAUUUUAUCGUUGGCUUACCUACUUCUUCGGGGUUCAAUGCUAUUUGGGUUGUAGUGGAUCGCCUUACCAAAAUGGCACAUUUCAUCCCAUGUAUGGAUACUAUCACUGCUCAAGAACUUGCACACCUUUUCCUCAACAACGUUUUUCGUUUGCAUGGCCUCCCUGACGACAUCAUCUCUGAUCGUGGUUCCGUUUUCACCUCCCGUUUUUGGCGCUCUUUACUUGAAUUGCUUGAUAUCAAGGCCAACAUGUCAACUGCUUUCCACCCCCAAACAGAUGGCCAAACCGAACGUACGAAUGCUAUCUUGGAACAAUACCUUCGCACCUUCAUGAAUUACCAACAAGAUAAUUGGGUAUCGCUCCUUCCACUUGCUGAGUUCAGUUACAACAAUUCUAUUCAUUCCAGCACACGCCAUACCCCAUUUGAGUCCACUUUUGGUUUUCAUCCUCGGUUUUCUUUGACUCAUCCUCCACCAAUCGGUAUAUCAGCAACAUCGGAAAGCUUCGUACAAUCCCUUCAAGACCUGCAUCAGCAACUCCAAUCGGAAAUUAAGCUCGCACAAGAACAACAAGCUUUGCACUACAACAAGCAUCGUCGGCCCACACCCACCUAUCGACCUGGCGACUAUGUUUUCCUUUCGGCUAAGCAUAUCCAAACAACACGUCCUUCUGCCAAAUUCGAUCAUAAUAAGCUGGGUCCUUUCAAGAUCUUAUCCACCAUUGGUUCUCAUGCAUACAAGUUGGACCUGCCACCUUCCAUCCGAAUCCACCCUGUGUUCCAUGUUAGCUUGUUAACACCACGUGACUCACCUUCUUGCCCCGAUUUCGACAAUCGUACUCCUGCUCCCUUACCACCAAUCCAAGUUGAAGGUGAAGACCAUUAUGAAGUAGCCGAAGUCCUUGAUAGCCGUUACCAUCAUCGCAAGUUACAAUACUUAGUUGCUUGGCAAGGCUAUCCCGAUCCUUCCGAAAACACCUGGGAACCUCAAGCUCACCUUUGGAACGCUCAAGACUCCAUCAAUGACUUCCAUCGCCGUUAUCCCAACAAGCCUGGUUCACCAUCUCAUCGCUCUCGUGGUACUCGACCUAAGAGGGGGGGCAAUGUCAUGACUUGA
This is a messenger RNA of Lichtheimia ornata, 2691 nucleotides long. RefSeq lists its product as uncharacterized. The coding region runs from base 1 to 2691 and encodes 896 amino acids. NCBI's taxonomy places the organism in Eukaryota, Fungi, Mucoromycota, Mucoromycetes, Mucorales, Lichtheimiaceae. The transcript has a single exon. The record is from RefSeq and is a predicted model, not a curated record. Gene Ontology annotation, molecular function: nucleic acid binding. Gene Ontology annotation, biological process: DNA integration.